AUGAGGGAUAACAAAGAAGCUGCUCUAGAAAGAGCCUUCAAUGAGAAAGAAGAUUGUGGCGCCGGACGAGACGACCUGCAUUCGGGCACAGCGCUGCAUCACCGGGGGCCGCCCCACCUCGGCCCCCCGCCGCCGCCGCCCCCCCACCAGGGCCACCCGGGCGGCUGGGGCGCCGCCGCCGCCGCUGCUGCCGCUGCCGCCGCCGCCGCUGCCGCCGCGCACCUCCCGUCCAUGGCUGGGGGCCAGCAGCCGCCACCGCAGUCUCUGCUUUACUCGCAGCCCGGGGGUUUCACGGUGAACGGGAUGCUAAGCGCCCCCCCGGGGCCCGGAGGGGGUGGGGGGGGAGGAGGCGGCGGCCAGAGCCUGGUGCACCCGGGGCUGGUGCGCGGGGACACGCCGGAGCUGAGCGAGCACCACCACCACCACCACCACCACCCACACCCGCCGCACCCGUCGCACCCGCACCACCCGCAGGGACCCCCUCACCACGGCGGGGGCGGAGGUGGCGGAGGGGGCCCGGGACUGAACAGCCACGACCCGCAUUCGGACGAGGACACGCCGACCUCGGACGACCUGGAACAGUUCGCCAAGCAGUUCAAACAGCGGCGGAUCAAACUGGGCUUCACACAGGCAGACGUGGGGCUGGCCUUGGGCACCCUUUACGGGAACGUGUUCUCGCAGACCACCAUCUGCCGCUUCGAGGCCCUUCAGCUGAGCUUCAAAAAUAUGUGCAAGCUGAAGCCUCUGCUGAACAAGUGGCUGGAGGAGGCCGACUCAUCAACCGGCAGCCCCACCAGCAUCGACAAGAUCGCCGCCCAGGGCAGAAAGAGGAAGAAACGGACCUCCAUCGAGGUGAGCGUCAAAGGGGCCUUGGAGAGUCACUUCCUCAAGUGCCCCAAGCCUUCGGCACAGGAGAUCACCAACCUGGCCGACAGUCUGCAGCUAGAGAAGGAGGUGGUGAGGGUCUGGUUCUGCAACCGGCGGCAGAAGGAGAAGAGGAUGACACCCCCGGGGAUCCAGCAGCAGACGCCCGACGAUGUCUACUCACAGGUCGGCAACGUAAACGCGGACACGCCGCCCCCACAUCACGGACUGCAGACGAGCGUGCAGUGAAGAUGGAGAGAAUGAGAGACGGAGAGAAAGAGAAGGAGGCACCAGCCACCGCAGCAGCCGCCGCCGCCGUCGCCUCCGCAGCUGCCGCCAGC
Molecule: messenger RNA, 1205 nt
Organism: Gracilinanus agilis (Agile Gracile Mouse Opossum)
Lineage: Eukaryota; Metazoa; Chordata; Mammalia; Didelphimorphia; Didelphidae
Gene: POU3F3
Product: POU class 3 homeobox 3
Exons: 2
Coding region: 1-1113 (370 amino acids)
Biological process (GO): brain development; regulation of transcription by RNA polymerase II
Cellular component (GO): nucleus
Molecular function (GO): DNA-binding transcription factor activity, RNA polymerase II-specific; RNA polymerase II cis-regulatory region sequence-specific DNA binding
Source: RefSeq, a predicted model, not a curated record